Messenger RNA from Vitis riparia (riverbank grape), 2084 nucleotides. RefSeq names its product transcription factor bHLH113. Gene Ontology annotation, biological process: regulation of transcription by RNA polymerase II. Gene Ontology annotation, molecular function: DNA-binding transcription factor activity, RNA polymerase II-specific; RNA polymerase II cis-regulatory region sequence-specific DNA binding; protein dimerization activity. Lineage: Eukaryota; Viridiplantae; Streptophyta; Magnoliopsida; Vitales; Vitaceae. Bases 595 to 1455 code for a protein of 286 amino acids. Gene Ontology annotation, cellular component: nucleus. The record is from RefSeq and is a predicted model, not a curated record. The transcript has 4 exons.
AGACUGUCAUAUAGUUGAUUAAAGAGUUUAAUGUCAUGGACCUAGGUAUUUUCGAAGCAAUAUGUGAAACCGAAACUGCUAAGGUGCCGGCCUAUGGGAGUAGCCUAAGAAGGAAAAACUGGUGCGUGUGGGGUGAAAACCGGGAAGAAGAAAACCGGGUUAAACGCGUUGGAGGGCGAAACCACGGUUUUCUCGGGGCGAGGUGGGUUUGACUGAAGACAGCGAAAACCAAAGCCUUGGAAAGCCCAGUGUGUCAAGUAACGGCUGAAACGCCACUACCACCACCAUCACACACAAACUCAACACUCUCUCUACUUUCUCCUAUGAGCAGACAGAUGAGAAAGAGAAAACAAAACCGAUAACCCAGAAAGAAAAAGAGAGAAGAAAACAGUGCUGCUCGCCUGCAACAACGGGCUCUCAGCUCUGCCACACUCUCCCUCUUUAGACUCUAAAGAAAGCGUCCGCUGUUUACUCCUAAAGGCUAAAACACACCCUUUUGGGUUUGGGUCCUUCCACUCUCUCCAUCUUCUCGGGAUAAAAGGCUCCUUUCAGGGAUUUUUUCAGGGGUGGGGGUUUUUGUGUAGGUUUCCUCCAAUGGCGGAUAAUGAGGGGUUCGGUGAAGACCAUCUGAGCGGUGGAAGCUUUUCUCAGCUACUCUUCUCGGACGACGUUGUGGGUCUUGAUAUUGAUGAGAGCUUUGCCUAUUCUCCUUCUUUUUCUAACGAGAAGCCUCCUAAAAUGCUGUGCUUUGGGGGGUAUCAGAGCGAAGUGGGGUUUGCUGAACCCACCAAAACUCCUCAGAAAUCUGGAGUUACAUGCAGUGAUUCCUCCUCUGCUUCUUCCACCAAUAACACCAACAUCAACAAAGCCUCCAAAUCUAAUGUCUGCAAUGACUGCUGCAUGCCCAAAAAAUUUUCUGUUUUACCUUCAAUUCUUUUGGAGAUUAGAGAAAAAGCAUCUGGUUUGAUCUUGUUUCCUCUUUGUUUGCAGAAAAAACGAAAUGGGUCAGGCAAUAUGUCUGUGCCAACCUCGAGCGGCCUCGCCAAAGCUCCGGUGGGAGGUCAGAGAAACUCUAAGAAGACCAAAUCGGAGAAUCCCACGUCCGGCGGCCAUGUCAAGGUAAAGAAGGAGAAACUAGGAGAGAGAAUCACAGCAUUGCAGCAGCUAGUUUCUCCUUUUGGCAAGACGGAUACAGCUUCAGUUCUUCAUGAAGCGAUGGGAUAUAUCAGGUUUCUGCAGGACCAGGUUCAGGUGUUGUGUUCUCCAUACUUGCAAACCCUGCCUUCAUCGGCCCACAUGUCUGAGGGCGGAGAAAACGGAGAAGAGAAGUCGAGCAAAGAUCUGAGGAGCAGGGGCCUGUGUCUGGUCCCAGUGGAAUGCACAGAACACGUGGCUAACAACAAUGGUGCUGAUUACUGGUCUCCUGCCAUGGCCAACACCUCAUACAAGAAGUGAAAAAGAAUUUUCUUGCCAAACUUCUCUCUACUGUACAUGCAUGUAUGCCAAGUUGCCAACUGGGCCCUUUGUCACUAGACCGACUACCCACACAAGCUUUGCACAGCUCAUAUUUUGUUCCAUAAAAUAUUCCCAAAAAAAAAAAAAAACAAAAAAAAAUCCCAAAGUGCCAAGUAGAAAGAUCAGAAAACAACACUUUGAUUUGAGGACACAAAGGCUAGGUGAAGUGAAACUGUGUUUUUGGAAGAGCAUGGCCUACACUUUUGUGUAAAUAUUUAUGAAGGGGGGGCUUUUUAGCUUUUGAGUUUUUACUUUUUAACCAACACCCAAUGCAGUUUUGGGAAGAGGGUUGCUGGUGUCAUUGUUCACUUUCCUUUUCUGCACUUCUUUGCUUUUCAAAGCCAUUUUUGGCUUCUUGUAUCAAAUGGGCCUGCCGGGUUGGUGGUGUGGUGGGUCUUGUGAAAAAUGAAAUUUUUGUUAGCUUUUUUCAGAAAAAAAACUGUGUUGGACCCAAUAAGGAAGGAUGGUGAUGGAUUAUAAGAAAUGGGGAGGCUUUGCACCUUAUGUAUGUGUAUUUAUUGUAUUGGUUUCACUGUUGUGGGUCUUAAUUGGAUUCGAUUUUAGUGGAA